Molecule: messenger RNA, 2488 nt
Organism: Athalia rosae (coleseed sawfly)
Lineage: Eukaryota; Metazoa; Arthropoda; Insecta; Hymenoptera; Athaliidae
Product: synaptotagmin-5
Exons: 8
Coding region: 293-1660 (455 amino acids)
Biological process (GO): calcium-ion regulated exocytosis; cellular response to calcium ion; regulation of dopamine secretion
Molecular function (GO): calcium-dependent phospholipid binding; clathrin binding; calcium ion binding
Source: RefSeq, a predicted model, not a curated record
UCAACUCAACAUGGGAGGUAAAAAAAUAUUUCGCAAAUGAUCAAAACCGAAGACUAAUAUCGCGAGUACGCUCGCGGACUGACAAAUACACGCGUACACCCACGCAGUGCAAUUAUACAGAGAGGACAACGUGAAAUUGCACACCCAGAUUUUGUGCGCAAGCGUGAAUCAAAACUACAGUCGAAUUUAUCAGCUGCUAGCGUGUUGUAUCAACAGCCUCAGAUUUCAGCUGUAGCUGUCAAAUUAUCUGUCACCGAUACAGCUGUUUAUAUAUAGCCAGCGUCGUAUCUCGAUGGACAUCCGAAGUGUCGACGGGGUUGUUACGCUGGUGGGGUUAGGGGUAGCGUGUGCGAGUGUCGGCACGCUGCUCGGUGUCGUCGUCUACACGAUCUGCGCCAAGUUCCGGAUAGUCCUUGGUGGCAGUGCGGUAUGGGGGCCGCUCAACUGGUUCGAGGAGGACAUUCUGGACCGCGAGGAGGCAGCCAGAUCCCGUCAACUCCUGGUCGGUGGGCGCAGUGACCCGAACAAGGAUGCGAACAGCGACAGCGACGAGUCCGUUUGGCCGGGAGCGCUCGCCACCAAGGAGAACUUGGGGGCGUCCCUUUCGGAGACCGAGGGUGCCCUCGCGAUACCCACGAGUCCUUCGAGAGUCGGACAUUUCCCCGCACCCCUACCGGAAUCCGUCCGCCUCGUCGCAACGGAGAAUCUGAUCGUCCUGACGAAGCCUUGCCGAACGAUACCCAGUAUGCAGACGAGGCUCGAUCCUGCGAAAAUCGACACCACGCUCUACCGAACGCAGCCCGACGAUCGGGAUCCCGCUGCACCUGCUUCCGACGAGGACGCGCGAGGAGAACUUUUGACGAGCCUCGUCUACGACGCACCGGCUGGGAUUUUGACCGUCCGGUUGAUCGAGGCGCGCAAUCUGCAAGGUCGAGAGUUGAGCGGUACGGCGGACCCGUACGCAAAGAUCAGACUUUUGCCCGAUCGCAGUAACGUAUGGCAGACGAGGAUUCACAAGCGAACGUUGAACCCAGUCUUCGACGAGGACUUCGUAUUCGAGGUGAAGCCCGCGACCGCCUUGUGGAAGACCCUCGAAAUUCUCAUCUACGAUUUCGACGCGCUAUCGCGCCACCGGAGCAUCGGAUGCGUCCGGCUGCCCCUGUCGUCGGUGGAUCUGGGCUCGAGGGCGAUAAUGAGCAAACCUAUACUACGGUGCACGGAGAGGGACGUCAGGGCCGAACUCGGUGAACUAAUGGUGUCCAUGUCCUUCCUACCAUCGGCCGAAAGACUCACGGUAAUGGUGAUCAAAGCGCGCAAUCUGAGGGUCGUCGACGACGCCAGGACCAGUUCCGACCCCUGCGUCAAGGUGAGCGUUUUCUCGGACGACGGUAAGCGUUUGAAAAAACGAAAAUCCGGAGUGCAGCGCAACACUACGAAUCCCGUAUGGAACGAGGCAUUGACCUUCGAUUUGGGUAGGGAAUCUCUGUCCCGUGGCAGUAUCGAGUUCCUCGUGCUACACGACAGUCUGCUCGGACCGAGCGAAGCUCUGGCCAGAUGCGUGGUCUCGGCGAAGAGUCAACGUGAUUUAUUUAACGAGGUAUUGGCGGGUCGAGGGGCGACCGCGCAGUGGUUACCGUUGGCGGAAACCAGGCAAUUCUGAAAUCAACGGGGUAUGGAUCAUUAGAAUAGGGAAGUAUCGCUACUCGUAUUUGUGUAUAUCGGUGACUCGUAAAAUGUAAGCGGCACGCGGAAAUAAGCCGCGAUAAGAAAAAAGGAAAAAAACCAAAAAGAACAAGUUGAAAAAACCGUUGUACGCGCAUGCGCAACUGCACCCUACUACAUACAUAUCUAUACAUAUACAUUUGUGUACAUACAUACAUGCGCAAUCCGUUGCUCUCUUCCCAACUUUAUAGGUCUGACUGAGGUCACUGCGUAGGGGAAGGUGAGGCGGAACCGACUAUGAAAACAGUAAAAAAAAAAAAUCAGCGUUUCUGUAUCAAGGCUAGUGAAACAAAACGGCCGUACGCAACGUGGUUUUACUUUCAGUGAUGAAGCAGCAACAAAAAAAAAAAAAAAACCACCAAACCGAUAGAAAAACUAAAUCAACGCUCGCCCCUGAAAUUAUUUUUUUUGCUUCAUUUUUUUUUGGGCCAUUAAUUCUCACCCUGCCUGACCUCGUAUUCAAUCUGCCGAAUUGAAAUAUCUCAAGGGGACCGCACAAGCGACGCUUGUCAAUUAAUUUUUCACGCUUCAAUUAUGUUCCGAAUUUGAUAGAUCCGAGAUGAGAAUUAUAAAAAUUGGAUAUUUCAAAGGAGUGAUCGAAACAGAAAUUUCGACGACAACGGGUCUGCCCGGUCUGCCUAUGAUAGUAAAAGUUGUAUCGUGAAUAUAUUAGCAUAUAAAUGUGCAUACGUAUAUUCGUAUCGUAACUCUGUACCUGUACCUGUACUUAUUGUAUGUAUAAUAAUAAUAAUAAUAUUGAUAAUAA